AUGAAUAAAAUAAAUACAACUUUAGUAGUUUUAAUUUUAAGUUUAUUUAUUUUCAAUUUUGUAGAAUCUUAUGUUCCACCAGAAUGUAAUUCAUGUGUUGGUAGAGGAUCACCUUGUGAUAUGGGAGUACCAAAACUUUGGGAAUUGGUACAACCAUCUGGUAGUUAUGUUGAACUUAGAGAUCUUGAAGGUCAAACACUUGCUAUUGAUGCAUCGAUUUGGAUUCAUUCUUUCAUAAGGGCAUUCAAAGACAGUCGAGGUGACCCCGCAGAGAAUGCACAUCUCUUGGGUUUCUUUUGGAGAAUAUGUAAACUACUACAACAUAGAAUAAAACCGAUAUUCGUAUUCGAUGGUAAUAUACCAUAUUUAAAACAAAGAACAAUCAAUGAAAGAAGAAAGAGAAGAGAGAAUUCAUUGGCACAGUUGGAGAAAAAUCAAAGAAAGAUGGUAUUGCUAAAGACAAUAAAAGCACAGAUCAACAAAUCUAGAGGUAUUAUCGAUGAGCAGCAAUUCGAUCAUCUGUUCAACGACUUGGAUCAUCAGGAGGCAGGCGGUGACACCUAUGACUUUGACAAAGAAGAUGAAGUCGAUAGUGAUCUUGAGAUAAUUGAUUACGACAGCAUCGAUCAUACCAAUAUCUCUCAACAAACUUUACCAUCAAAAGAUAUUAUUGAUAAACUAUUCAACAACAACAACAAAAACAACAAUAGUAACAAUAAUAAAAAUAAUAAUAAUAAUAGUAUAGAUAUAGAUAGUUUUAACAAUAAUAAUAAUAAUGUAUUUCAAAUUGAAGAUGAUUCAGACGAUGAUUAUAUAAAUAAUAAUAAUGAUAUUAGAAAUGUGGAGAGAGUGUUUAUGAUUGAAGAUGAUAACUUUAUUGGUGAAUAUGAGUCACAGUUUGUUCAUAAUUUCAACUCUGACGAGAUCGAUCAACAAGUAUUCAGUCAACUACCGGAAGACAUACAGAUUGAAGUUCUCAGUCAAAUGAAACAAGAGAAGAAGUUACAAGAUAAACUAUCAUUAUUAACUCCACCAAAAACACCGAUUGACUUUUCAAAACAUCAAAUCGGUAGUCUACUGGAGAAAGGUAAACUAACGAGAAAGAUCAAUGAAGUUAGAGAACAUAUGCAAUCUGAAGUCAAGGGUGUCAGUACUGAUGGUGACACUGUAUUUAUGUUACAUAAAACACCUACACCUUCAAAGAGCAUGGGUAAUAACAACUCACAAUCAAACACACCAUUCUCAACACCUUUGAAACCAAAUUCAUUGAGUGGAAGAAUAUCAAGUGGAGCUACAAGUAUAUCACCUAAAUCAAAGAAACAACCAUCUCAAUCAAUACAUUAUGAUUCAACAUCACCAUUUUCAAAUGAUAAUGAUAAUAAUAAUAAUAGUAAUAGUAAUAGUAAUAAAAAACAACCAAUAACAAGUAUAUUAAAUCAAAUAAGUGCAAAUAAUUUAAAUAACAACAAGUCAUCAGCACAAUCAUUAGUUGUUGACAAGUCAGAUAUGUAUUCAAAGUUGGAGAUGAUGAUUAAUAGGAAGUCAUUCUUGGAACCGAAAUCAAAGGUGGUGACAACUACGUCUACUACACCACCUCCAACACCAACUACACCGCCAAAGACAACGACAACGACAACGACAACAACCACUAGAAGUUCAUUAUUAUCAUCAUCAUCUUCUUCUUCUUCACCAAGCAGUUCGUCAAGAUUACAACUUACACCAACCAACAGUAAAUCAAUGUUUGGAAGUGGAAGUAGUGGUGUUUAUUAUGGUGAUGAAGAAGUAGUAGAUCAUGUCGAUAGCAGUUCAAAGAGAAAUCUUUUGGAUGAAUUGUUUGGUUCCGUAAAGAAGAAGAAUAUAAGAGAUAGUGAUCAAUCUGACUAUUCAGGAAACAAUAAUAACAGCUAUGACGAUGUAGAUAUUGACCUUGGUAAAAAUAAUAAUAAUUAUCAAACUAUUGAUGAUAAUGAUAAUAACAAUAACAAUAGCUAUGACAAUAAUGAUGACAUACCAGAUUUCAAUCAGAGAAUCAUUGAUAGUGAUGAUGAUGACAUUCCAGAUUUCAAUCAAAGAAUCAUUGACAAUGAUGAAAAAGAUAGUUUUAAGAAUAAUAAAACAACAACUACUAAAUCACCAUCUAAACCAACAACCAUAUCAACUGCUCAAUCAUCAUUCAAAAUAAUAAAUAACAAUAAUAGUAAUAAUAAUAGUCAAGAUGAUAAACCAAUCAAGCAAAAUAACAACAACAACAACACUAUUAAGAAGGAUAAUUUAAGUAGUAGUGAUGGUAACAUUCAAGAUGACAGUAUUUUUAAUGUCAAUAGCCAAGAUGAUAGUAAUAGUAGUACACAAAGCAAUAUUAAUAAUAAUAAUAACUCUAAAAAUAACAAUGAUAAUUGUAAUAUUGAUAGUAACAAAAAAGUUUAUCAACCAAUAUUAGAUAUAGAUAAAGCGAUCAAUGAGAUUAAGAGAAAACAUAAUCUUAAUAAUGAAAAUGUAAAUAAUCAUCUACAUGAGGAUGACAUAGACGAAUUUGUAAAUAAUAAUAAUAAUAAUACAACAACCACAACUACAACAACUUCUACAACAAAACAAAAAUCAAAGUUUGAUGAUAUAGAUAUAUUUGAUGUUAACGAUGAAAAUAAUAAUAACGAUAACGAUAACGAUAAUGAUACAAGUGUAAAUAAUAAUGAUGAUAAUAAUAAUAAUAACAAUAUUGACAUAGAUAAUAAUAAUAAUAAUGGAGAGGUUUUUGUUAGAGAUGAUGGAGUUGUUAUCAAUGCACCAAAGUUUAAUAGUUUAGAGUUGAGAAACUACAAGGAGGAAGAGAGGUUGAGAAAGUUGGAGGAAGACAAUGCCGCUAGGAGUAAGACCAAACCUAUCUUUGAGUAUUUCACAUCGAAGGAAGCAGAGACACUCGACAAGGAACUAGAGUUGGAGAAAAUCAGUUCAUCCCGACAGAUACUACAGCAAAUCAAGAGUAUCAAGACGAUAGACGACGAUAUUCUCAGAGAAUGUCAUGACCUGCUCUCGUUGUUUGGCAUACCGUUCAUAACGUCACCGACGGAAGCAGAGGCACAGUGUGCAGAGCUGUUUGCUCUCGGGCUGAUCGAUGGUGUCGUAACGGAGGAUAGCGAUACCCUGUUGUUUGGCAAAUCGAGUGAUAUGGUGGUGUACCGUCAUCUCUUUCAGCAGCCAGAGAAAUACUGUAUGUCCGACAUCGAGAAAACGAUCGGGGUGAAUCGUGACGAUCUUAUCAACUUGGCGAUGCUACUCGGCUGUGAUUACACUGCCGGUGUCAAGGGUAUUGGUAUUGUCAAUGCAAUGGAGAUCAUCAGUGAGUUUGAUACUCUCGAGGAGUUUGCCAAGUUCAUUAGAAAAGAUUAUGGAAGUGGAAAGAAGAGUAGUCGAGAUAAAGAUAAAGAUGGAGAUAAAGAUAAGGAUGAAAACGAUGAAGAUUUAGAUAUCUUUAAUGAAGAAAGAUAUAGAUUCAAGACAUUGUUGAAGAAUAUAAAGUUACCGGAUUCUUUCCCGUCGGAACAAGUUAGGUUGGCAUUCCAAAGUCCCGAUGUCAAUCUGUCUAGUGAGGAAUUUACUUGGAGUUGUCCGGAUUUAGAUUCACUUAGGAAGCUGACUCGUGACAAGUUUGGUUGGGAUAAGCUAAAGGUUGACAAUAUACUCUUGCCAAUACUAAGGUUGAACAACUCUACGCAGCCAUCUAACAAUGCCGAUGACAGAGCGAUAACAAGUGGAAAGACGGCAUCGGCCAAUGCCAUUCCAACAAAGUUCAAGAGUAAGAGGCUGACUGAAGCUAUCGAUCGAUUGAUCAGUCAAAAGGGUGGACAAUCAAUACCUAGAAUUGCAAGUAGCAGUAGUAUCAGCCGAAAAAGAAUACCAACCAAAAGAUCAACUCCAACUAAAAAGACAACAACUCCAUCGAAAAAGACAACAACUCCAACCAAAAGAAAAUCACAGAAAUCAAAUGAUGAUGAUGAUGAAGGUUUUGAUGAUUUCAAUUUACUUUUCGACAAUGAUGACGGUAUUAAUAAUGGUGUUAAUCAAGAUAGUUUAGAUGGUCCAAAGGAUAUCGAUAUUGAUAUGGAUGGCCCAAAAGAUAUUGACAUGAUCGAUGGACCAAAGGAUAUUGAUAUGGAUGGUCCAAAAGAUAUUGAUUUGGGUGAUAUCAAUGUAGACAAGAGUAAUGAUAAUAAUAAUAAUAAGACAGAUAAAGAGAAGAAAAAAGAGAAAGAGAAAGAGAAAGAAAAGAGUAAAGAAAAAGAAAAGAAGAAAGAGAAAGAAAAGAUUAAAGAAAAAGAAAAAGAAAAAGAGAAGGAAAAGAAGAAAGAAAACAAUGAAAAGAGUAAAAAGAGAUCAAACAAAAGAAAAGAGAAUGUAAAUGAAGAUGAAGAAGAGGAAGAAGAAGAUGAAGAGGAACUUGAUAGUGAUACUCAAUCAAAGAAAAAGAAAACAUCAAAAUCUAAAUCAACUAAAAAUAGAACACCGCCAAAGAAACAAAGAAAAUCUGUUACAUCUAAAAAGAGUGAAUAA
Molecule: messenger RNA, 4548 nt
Organism: Heterostelium album PN500
Lineage: Eukaryota; Evosea; Eumycetozoa; Acytosteliales; Acytosteliaceae
Product: xeroderma pigmentosum group G family protein
Exons: 5
Coding region: 1-4548 (1515 amino acids)
Biological process (GO): nucleotide-excision repair
Cellular component (GO): nucleus
Molecular function (GO): single-stranded DNA binding; DNA endonuclease activity
Source: RefSeq, a predicted model, not a curated record